GACGUAUAAUUUCUGCGCCCGUCGCACAAAAACAAGCAAAAGUAGAAGCUUCGGUGUUCUUGCUUUGUUUUGCAUUUAAAUCAAGUUUUAUGUUUGUAAACGUUUUUUAAUUGAUCCAACAGUAUCAAUAGUGGAGUUUUGUACAGUUUGUUGAAAGUUUUGAUUAUAAAGUAUUCAGCUGUGUUACCGAACCGAGCUGUGUUUUUGGACCUGAACACCUUGAAUUAUGAUGGAAGAUUUCUCGGGAUUGGCUCUUCCUCCUCUUUUUGGUGGCCACAUCUUGGAGGCAGAGCUGGAGCCUGGUGGUGUGGAGCUGGGACCAGGAGAGGUGGAGUUGGACCCGGGGGGUAAUGAGCUGCUUGAGAGCACAACACAAGAAGAUGAAGAGAGAAGAGCUCUCAACAAGAGAAAAUAUUUGUCUCUGAGCAGGAGAUGUAAAGAUAUCGAACAGGUGAACCAGAAAAUCCUGGGUCGCCUUCACCAAGUACAAAGAAUCACACGACGCUUGAAGAAAGAGAGACGGUUUCUCAUGAAAACUUUAGAUGCUCACGGAGAUGAUUAUAGAAACGCUCAGCUCACUAUGCUGCUGGAGGAUGACCCUGGAGCCCAUUUAGAUUCCUCUGCUGGGGUUGAGGAUGAUAGACCAAACAGUGUGUCUGGUUCCUCUGCGGCUCUGCAUCCUCCAGCUGGACCGAAGAAGAAGAGGCACCGAAUUCCUCGGCAAGACAAGGACCAACAGGUUGAACCAGAUGUUUCUGUUCUGCCAGAGACGCAGUUUGGAGAAAUGCCGAGUCCAACAUCUCUGUCGCACUGAUCACACACCCUGGAUAUAAUGAACAUGAUGAUUUACAUUAUUUCUUGUUUCACACAAAGACAACUAACAAAUCAAGUCUGUGCAACAAUAUGUAUAUGUUUUUGUAUAAAUUAUUUUGUAUAAUCAUAUUUUGUAAUAAAAUGCAGAAUUAUGUGUAGUUUUGUGGACAGCCCAGUUUGGUUACAAUAUUAUAGUUGUAAUAUGGGAGAAACCUAAAUUGAAAAACAAAUCAUGAUCAAAGGGAAAAACAUUUCUGUAUAACACAUUUGUUUAUCAGUAUUUUAAUGUUUUUGUUAAAUUGUUUCUAUUUUGUUUGUUUGUAUACAAUAGUUUGGUAUCAAUAUUUCACUUUCAGGCAAAAUAAAACAAAAAUUUAAAAAGCC
Messenger RNA from Austrofundulus limnaeus, 1197 nucleotides. RefSeq names its product TCF3 (E2A) fusion partner (gene tfpt). The record is from RefSeq and is a predicted model, not a curated record. Gene Ontology annotation, biological process: apoptotic process; apoptotic signaling pathway; positive regulation of apoptotic process. The transcript has 7 exons. Lineage: Eukaryota; Metazoa; Chordata; Actinopteri; Cyprinodontiformes; Rivulidae. Bases 227 to 814 code for a protein of 195 amino acids. Gene Ontology annotation, cellular component: Ino80 complex. Gene Ontology annotation, molecular function: DNA binding.